Messenger RNA from Halichondria panicea, 690 nucleotides. Its product is annotated as putative phosphatidylglycerol/phosphatidylinositol transfer protein DDB_G0278295. Gene Ontology annotation, molecular function: sterol binding. The coding region runs from base 77 to 559 and encodes 160 amino acids. Lineage: Eukaryota; Metazoa; Porifera; Demospongiae; Suberitida; Halichondriidae. Gene Ontology annotation, biological process: sterol transport. The transcript is spliced from 4 exons. The record is from RefSeq and is a predicted model, not a curated record.
UAGCUAUGUAUGAACUUAAUGAUUAGGUGCAUGAAACUACAUCGCAAAGACGAAGUAUAGUGUUACAAGCUUCAUCAUGAUCGUAAAGGUGCUGAUUGGAAUUCUUUGGCUCUACCUCAGUGUAGUUGCUGCCCAACAAAAUGUCCCUUACAACAAUUGCGGAGAUAGCAACACUAUUUUCUCAGUGGAGGACUUCAGUGUGACACCCCUGCCUCCCCAGAUUGGGAGAGAUGUCACCCUAACUGCAAACAUCAAUUCAGCUGAUGUAGUGACUGGGGGUACAGUGACAGUGGAGGUCAGAGGGAUGGGACCUCUCGCUUUCAUUAGUGAAAAGAAGAGCCUUGAUCUCUGUCGUAACAGUCCAAAUGGCUGCCCUAUUCCAAAGGGCAAGACAAGUCUACGCGUGACAAGGAAAAUACCAAACUUUGUCCCUAAAGGAACAUAUGAAAUAAAGAUCACUGCAAAGGACAACAGAGGCAGAGAGCUGAUUUGUGGCAGUGUUAACAUGACAUUCCAGAGGUCUGCCUUAUCCAGACUGCUGCGUUAUUUAAGAUUCUGACAAGUCGUCACUUAACAUUGCAACUGAAACUGAAACUGAAACUGUUUAUUACAAACUGAAACAAUAAUUAUUGUAAUCAUCGUGUCAUAUAAGCUCCAUAGGGAAUAUAUAAUAAAUUAUGACACUAAAGA